Phragmites australis (common reed) is the source of this 2363-nucleotide messenger RNA. Its product is annotated as protein indeterminate-domain 6, chloroplastic-like. Gene Ontology annotation, cellular component: nucleus. The transcript is spliced from 4 exons. NCBI's taxonomy places the organism in Eukaryota, Viridiplantae, Streptophyta, Magnoliopsida, Poales, Poaceae. Gene Ontology annotation, molecular function: DNA-binding transcription factor activity. The record is from RefSeq and is a predicted model, not a curated record. Bases 181 to 1929 code for a protein of 582 amino acids.
CCCAGCUUCUUGUCGAUUCCUUUGAUGCUUCAGAUCAAUUUCCAAGCACAGACAUACAUAUGAGAUAGGGAGGAUAGGGAAGACAGCCCUGCCAGUCCAAUCUAGAAACAAGGGCUAGCAAAAGGGAAGAGAUUCCCUGUUGUUCUUGAGUAGCUUCUCAAGGACAAAUCUGAGGGGGCGAUGGCGUCCAAUUCAUCAGCGGCGGCCGUGGCAGCGUUAUUUGGAAUUAGGGAUGGCGACCACCAAGACCAGAUUAAGCCGCUGCUUGCACAGCAGCAGCAGCAGCACCAGCAGCCUCCUGCGGCACCGCUCAACGCGGCUUCUUCUUCGGCGGGGUCUAGCCUGCAGGCGACAGCGGCACCACCGCCAGUGAAGAAGAAGAGAAACCUGCCAGACCCUGACGCUGAGGUGAUCGCACUGUCGCCCAAGACGCUGCUGGCGACGAACCGGUUCGUGUGCGAGGUGUGCAACAAGGGGUUCCAGCGGGAGCAGAACCUGCAGCUGCACCGCCGCGGGCACAACCUGCCGUGGAAGCUGAAGCAGAAGGACCCGGCGCAGAUGCAGCGCCGGCGCGUGUACCUCUGCCCGGAGCCGACUUGCGCGCACCACGACCCCGCCCGCGCCCUCGGCGAUCUGACAGGGAUCAAGAAGCACUUCUGCCGCAAGCACGGCGAGAAGAAGUGGAAGUGCGACAAGUGCUCCAAGCGCUACGCCGUGCAGUCGGACUGGAAGGCGCACUCCAAGAUCUGUGGCACCCGCGAGUACCGCUGCGACUGCGGCACCCUCUUCUCGCGGAGGGACAGCUUCAUCACCCACAGGGCUUUCUGCGACGCCCUCGCCCAGGAGAGUGCGCGGCUGCCGCCCACCGGCCUCACUGCCAGCCACCUAUACGGCGCCACCAGCGCCGCCAACAUGGCGCUCAGCCUCUCCCAGGUCGGUUCCCACCUCGCGUCCACUCUCGGCGCGGACGCGCACGGUCACCAUCAGGACCUCCUCCUCCUCGGCGGCGGCGGCGCCGCGAUCCGCGGGUUCGAUCAUCUUCUAGGACCGUCCAGCGCCUCUGCGUUCAGAUCCCUGACGCCUCCAGCAGCGUCGGCGUUCCUCAUGGGCGCGCCGCAGGACUUUGGAGACGGCGACGGCGGUAAUGGGUCCCACCGGUUCUUGCAGGGCAAGCCGUUCAACGGACUCAUGCAUCUGCCGGAUCUCCAAGGCAACGGCGCCGGGGGGCCACCAGCGUCGUCGGCUCCGGGUCUCUUCAACCUUGGCUACAUCGCGAACAGUGCCAAUAGCUCGGGUGCAUCCAGUCAUGGUCAUGCAAGCCAGGGACACAUGACAAUUGACCAGUUCAGCGAAGGAGGAGGUGGCGGCGGCGGCGACUCUGAGUCAUCGGCUGCGAUGCUUUUCGGCGGCGGCGGGAACUUUGCCGGUGGUGACCACCAAGUUGCUCCUGGUGGGAUGUACAAUGAACAGGCCGUGAUGCUGCCGCAGAUGUCCGCGACGACGCUGCUGCAGAAGGCGUCGCAGAUGGGAUCCACCACGAGCGCGCACGGCGGCGCGCCCGUGUUCGGGGGCCUCGUGGGCUCGUCCGCGCCCUCCGCUCCGCACGGCCGGGCGUCCAUGGUCGACCAGAGCCAGAUGCACCUGCGGAACCUGAUGAACUCGCUGGCCGGCUGUGGCAUGUUUGGCGGCUCCAACGGCGGCGGUAUGAUUGACCCGAGGUUGUAUGACAUGGAUCACAAAGUGAAGUUUAGCCAGGGCCGUGGUGACGCCGACAUGACGCGGGACUUUCUUGGCGUCGGUGGCAGCGGCAUCAUGAGGGGGAUGCCGGUGGCGAGAGGGGAGCACCAUGACGGUGCCGCUGACAUGAGCUCGUUGGAGGCCGAGAUGAAGUCGGCCUCGUCGUCCUUCACUGGAGGCAGGAUGCAAUAAGAUUAUGAAAAGACAUAAGCUAAUAGUGAGCGAGUACUGAGCAAGUAAGUAGCAGCCUCUGGCAUGCAUGCAUGGGUGUAGUGAAUCAGUUACAGCAGGUUUUUAUAUGCAUGGGAGUAGUAUAAGGUUGACUGCAUUCCAUGCAAAAGGAUGAAGGUAGAUCUGAAGACAUGCAUGGUAGCAUGCAUGGCGAGCAAAGGGCUUUCUUUUCUACUAAUCCAACAAGAGGCUAGAUGAAAUAGAAUCAGGUAAUGACCUGAUUGGUGCAUGCUUGGUGGUGGUUCCUUACAAAUGUUUUCUUGUUCUUUGUUGGAUCUCAUGCUAUAUGUAAUUGGAUUAAUUAUACUGGAGGAGAUAGUUGCAAUAAUGUUGUAGCCAGGUUAGUAUUGACUUAUUGGGGUUGAUAAGAAUUUAUUGCUCCCUACUUUCUUUUA